AUGGAGGACACAACACUAUCAAAGCUAGCGCCCCGUGCCAACAAGUAUAUUUUUGUUGGAUACAUGGACGGACCCAAAGCCAUCAAAUAUUAUGAUGCGCAUACGUGCCAGAUUAAAAUCUCGCGUAAUUUCCAAUUUUCUUCGAAUUCCCCGGACCAUUUGCCCAGCAACGCGCCUCACGUGCCACAAGAGCAAAUAGGAUCCAACGUACCUAUCCUCACAGCACAGCGUGAGGGGGAGCAAAAUAUAUUUCUGGGCACUUUACCUAGCAAUGCGUCAGAUGUGCCGCAUGCGGAAAGGAGACCCGAAGUCCCAAACCUCACAACGACCGCAGACGUGCAGCGCGAGGGGGAGUUAGGAACUUCCGCGCCACAGUCACCUGCCAAAAAUCCGCGAAAGCGCAGACAGGAUGAUGAUCCUGAUCAACGCGAGGAAAGCGGGACGGACGCACCAAGCCAGCCCAGACGAACCAGAAGAAAGACAGUUCGGCAUGAUUACCGUCUAAUGCACAACCCAGAGGCAGACGAAGAUCUGGAUAAUGAUCCAGAUAAAUCAAAUGCUGAAUUAGUCUAUAUUGCGAUGAGCGCCCACGGAAAUGCGGAUGCGGACGAGCCAAAGACACUCAGUGAUGCCAAGAGAUCACUCGAGUGGCCCAAAUGGGAACAGGCAGUCCAGACGGAACUCAAUCAACUACAGGGUAUGGAGACUUGGGAGUUAGUGGAACCUCCAAAAGAUCGAAAACCCAUAGGAAAUAAAUGGGUUCUAGUUAAGAAAACAAACAAAGAGGGUGAAAUAAUCAAAUACAAAGCCCGCCUGGUUGCGAAGGGAUAUUCUCAAAUCCCAGGCAUGGACUAUACCGAGACGUUCGUGCCCGUAGUCUGCCUCGAAACCAUUCAAGCUAUCCUCGGGCUAGCUGCAAUCUUAGAUUGGGAGAUCGGACAGAUGGACGUGAAAGGCGCCUAUCUUAAUGGAACUCUCAAAGAAGAAGUGUAUAUGCAGCAACCCGAAGGAUACAGCGAUGGAACAUACCGCGUAUGUAAAUUAAAGAAAACCCUCUACGGGCUAAAGCAGUCUGGCCGAGAAUGGAAUAUCGUGCUGAACCGCAAGUUACUAGACGCGGGAUUCAAGCGCCUAUUCUCGGAUCCAUGUGCGUACAUACGGAUUAAAGGUGAUAAGAUAGAAAUCGUCACCGUUUGGGUGGACGACCUAUUAAUAUUCACCAAUGAUUGCGCACUGAUGGACCAAUUGAAGAGGGAACUCCGAAAUAUGUUCGAAGUUACCGACCUUGGCGAACCCCGAAAAAUUGUGGGGAUAGAAAUUGAGAGAGACCGUUCAAAGCGGACAAUCAAAAUCUCUCAGACAAAAUAUAUUGAGUCUAUCCUACACAAGAAUGGGCUUACGAAUGCCAACAUGGUCGGGAUGCCUCUUGAUCCAAAUACAGUGCUUGAAAAAGAAGAACCCGAAACUGAUGACGAAUGCGACCGAGACAAUGGAUAUGCAUCGCUCGUCGGAUCACUGAUGUACGCGGCAAUUGCCACGAGACCAGACAUUGCUCACGCCGUGCAACGGCUUAGCUCAUUUACUGCCAAUCCCGGAAUGGCUCAUUGGACUGCUGCUAAACGCGUCCUCCGCUAUCUAUCCGGAACGCAAGAACUUGGAAUAAUCUACGGGCCAAUUGCAGAUGUUGUUACAACGCUCCCCACUUGUGGCGCGUCUUUUCUUUUUCUUUUCCUUGUUCCCUUUACGUUACCAGACCACGUGAUCCAACACGUGACUCAUCGGAGCGCAACCUCCGAUUCUUUACCCAGAUGUCCAGAACCCCUAGUCUAG
Molecule: messenger RNA, 1830 nt
Organism: Sparassis crispa
Lineage: Eukaryota; Fungi; Basidiomycota; Agaricomycetes; Polyporales; Sparassidaceae
Exons: 1
Coding region: 1-1830 (609 amino acids)
Source: RefSeq, a predicted model, not a curated record